Penicillium brasilianum is the source of this 1073-nucleotide messenger RNA. The record is from the annotation of a GenBank genome assembly. Lineage: Eukaryota; Fungi; Ascomycota; Eurotiomycetes; Eurotiales; Aspergillaceae.
CUCGACGAUUCAACUCUCCGGCUCGACACACCCUAGGCACUCCCAAAAUGUCAUAUCAGCAGCCCACACAUGUCCUCGUCACCGGCUCCACGGGCUUCAUUGGCGCCCAUGUCGUUGACAACCUCCUAGCUCGCGGCAUUUCAGUCCGUGGUGCCACGCGAUCGGCCAAAAAGGGGGAGCAAAUGAAGGCAGCUCGUCCGCAAUAUGCCUCAAAACUGGAUUUCGUUGUGGUGGAGGAUUUUACCAACAUUGGUGUUUUCGAUGCCGCGAUGGAGGGCAUUGAUGCUGUGAUUCAUGUUGCCAGUCCGUUCUUCUAUAAUACCACCAACAACGAGCAGGAACUCAUCCUACCUGCGAUAAACGGUGUCAAGUCUAUUCUGUCCGCCUCAGCCAAACCAGGGAGUCAAGUCCGGCGUAUCGUGUUAACAUCUUCUUUCGCAUCGGUCGUUGAUAUCGACAGCAACCCUUCUGUCGGUUUCAUCUACACCGGUGCUCACUGGAACCCCCUCACGUAUGAAACGGCAAUUGACCCCAAAUCCACCUCCGUCGUCGCAUACCGCGGAUCCAAAAAGUUCGCAGAGCUUGCUGCAUGGGAUUUCGUCAAAAAUGAAAAGCCCCAAUUCGACCUCGUUGCUCUCUGCCCUCCGAUGGUCUUUGGUCCAGUUGUUCACCCGGUUCCCAAUGUUGAUCAACUGAAUGAGUCCAAUGCGAUUCUUUGGAGUGUAGCUGCGGGCGUUGACCCCCUUCCCGGAAUCCGUGUGCCAGCUUGGAUCGAUGCUCGAGAUCUUGCCGAGGUGCACGUUCAGGCCCUGCUAAGAUCUGAGGCUGGUGGAAAGAGGUUUAUCCCUGCGUCUCCUGAGCCCUUCUCGUAUGAAUACGCAGCAGAUAUUAUGAAAGAGAGUUUUGACUGGGCGAAGGAAUCGGUGACGAGCAACUACAAGACUGGGGAGACGCCACAUGCCUCUUAUGGCGUUGAUGGGGAGACGGUUGCCCGAGAGCUUGGGGUGAAAUAUCACAGUUUCAAAGACACGGUAGUAGACUUUGUCAAGCAAGUCAAGGAGACUCUUGCUUAA